AUGUCUGGACAGCUAAAGCUUACUAAACUGGGCGCUUGGGUGACCGGCCAGACACCGAAGUCCGGCGGGACUACCGUCAAGAAGACGGCUGAGAAGUCUCGGAAAGACCUUACUGAAAAGAUCAAGGAAUUAAAAGAGGCUAUCACUACCGCUGAUCCCGCGAACAAGGUAAAACUUGAGAAGCAGCUCAAAGAGGCGUCAGCCAAGCUCGUAGCGGCUUCCACCGUCUCAUGA
This is a messenger RNA of Penicillium macrosclerotiorum, 234 nucleotides long. RefSeq lists its product as uncharacterized. The transcript has 2 exons. NCBI's taxonomy places the organism in Eukaryota, Fungi, Ascomycota, Eurotiomycetes, Eurotiales, Aspergillaceae. The record is from RefSeq and is a predicted model, not a curated record. Bases 1 to 234 code for a protein of 77 amino acids.